Messenger RNA from Oreochromis aureus, 2607 nucleotides. RefSeq names its product dynamin 1-like (gene dnm1l). The transcript has 18 exons. Gene Ontology annotation, biological process: mitochondrial fission; mitochondrial fragmentation involved in apoptotic process. The record is from RefSeq and is a predicted model, not a curated record. NCBI's taxonomy places the organism in Eukaryota, Metazoa, Chordata, Actinopteri, Cichliformes, Cichlidae. Gene Ontology annotation, molecular function: GTPase activity; microtubule binding; GTP binding. Gene Ontology annotation, cellular component: cytoplasm; membrane; mitochondrion. Bases 145 to 2238 code for a protein of 697 amino acids.
CCCAUAAUGCAACUCUGACUAACUACGUGCGUAGAUGUCCGAUCCGAAGACAAGCCAGUAGCUUUUAGCUGCGGGACAUUGAAUGACUUUGUACCCGUGUGCGUUAAGAAAGUUCUCUGUUUGACAGGUUUAGAAUCGGCGCUAAUGGAGGCACUUAUACCUGUCAUAAACAAGCUGCAAGACGUAUUUAACACUGUCGGCGCAGACACAAUCCAACUGCCGCAGAUAGUUGUUGUGGGAACACAGAGCAGUGGGAAGAGUUCGGUUUUAGAGAGCCUGGUUGGCAGGGAUAUUCUGCCACGAGGGACUGGUGUUGUCACACGCCGGCCUCUCGUCCUCCAGCUAGUGCACAUCGACCAAGAAGACCGCAGAAAACCCACAGAAGAGAAUGGCAUCGAUGGAGAAGAAUGGGGCAAAUUCCUACACACCAAAAACAAGAUCUACACAGAUUUUGAGGAAAUCAGACACGAAAUCGAGGCAGAAACAGAACGAAUUUCUGGCAGUAACAAAGGAAUUAGCGAUGAACCCAUUCACCUAAAAAUCUUCUCUCCACAAGUUGUGAAUCUCACAUUAGUGGAUCUUCCUGGCAUCACCAAGGUACCGGUGGGAGAUCAGCCCAAAGACAUAGAGAUCCAGAUCAGAGAGCUGAUUUUAAAGUAUAUCUCCAACCCUAAUUCAAUCAUCUUGGCUGUGACUGCUGCCAACACAGAUAUGGCGACAUCAGAGGCUCUCAAGGUGGCCCGUGAGGUUGACCCUGAUGGUAGGAGGACGCUAGCAGUGAUAACCAAGCUUGACCUGAUGGAUGCUGGUACGGACGCCAUGGAUGUCCUGAUGGGCAGAGUCAUCCCCGUUAAACUGGGCAUUAUUGGAGUAGUAAACAGGAGCCAGUUGGAUAUCAAUCAGAAGAAGCUGGUGGCAGAUUCUAUUCGAGAUGAACAUGCAUUCUUACAAAAGAAGUACCCCUCCCUCGCAAACAGAAAUGGAACCAAAUAUCUGGCUAGAACAUUAAACAGGUUACUGAUGCACCACAUCAGAGACUGUCUCCCUGAGCUAAAGACGAGGAUCAAUGUGCUGGCAGCACAGUAUCAGUCUUUACUCAACAGUUACGGUGAACCUGUCGAGGAUAAGAGUGCCACGUUGCUGCAGAUUAUCACCAAGUUUGCUGCAGAGUACUGCAACACAAUAGAGGGCACGGCCAAGUACAUUGAGACAGCUGAACUGUGUGGUGGAGCACGGAUUUGUUAUAUAUUCCACGAGACGUUCGGUCGCACGUUGGAGUCAGUCGAUCCUCUGGGCGGUCUGACAACCAUCGACGUGCUCACUGCAAUCAGAAAUGCAACGGGUCCAAGGCCAGCUCUGUUUGUGCCCGAGGUUUCGUUUGAGUUGCUUGUGAAGCGGCAGAUCAAGCGUCUGGAAGAGCCCAGUCUGCGCUGUGUGGAGCUCGUUCACGAGGAGAUGCAGAGGAUCAUCCAGCACUGCAGUAACUACAGCACACAGGAGUUACUGAGGUUUCCAAAGCUUCAUGAUGCUAUAGUAGAGGUGGUCACAUCCCUUCUCAGAAAAAGACUCCCAGUCACAAAUGAAAUGGUACAUAACUUGGUUGCCAUUGAACUGGCGUAUAUCAACACCAAACACCCCGAUUUUGCCGAUGCAAGUGGCCUUAUGAACAACAACAUUGAAGAGCAGAGACGGAAUAGACUCAGAGAUCUGCCCUCUGCCGUUCCCAGAGAUAAGGGAGCAGCCAGUGUUUCUCAGAGCUCUUCUGUCAGUGACCAGACAGACAGUGGCACGGGCAACUGGAGGAGCAUGGUGAGGAAGGGCGAGGAGGUUCCAGCUGGUGACAGGGCCAUGGCCCAGCCUCUUAUCACUGCAAGUCCCCAGAAGGGCCAUGCUGUCAACCUAUUAGAUGUGCCUGUUCCAGUAUCAAGGAAGUUGUCUGCUCGGGAGCAGAGGGACUGUGAGGUCAUCGAGAGACUCAUCAAGUCAUAUUUCUUGAUUGUUCGGAAAAACAUCCAAGACAGUGUACCAAAGGCAGUGAUGCACUUCCUGGUGAACCAUGUGAAGGACUGCCUGCAGAGUGAGCUGGUGGGUCAGUUAUACAAGACGACGCUGCUGGGCGACCUGCUGACAGAGUCCGAGGACAUGGCUCAGAGACGCAACGAGGCUGCUGAUAUGCUCAAGGCGUUGCAGAAAGCCAGCCAGGUGAUAGCAGAGAUCAGAGAAACCCACCUGUGGUGAGGAUGAGCUAUCUUCAGCAAGCUCUCUUCAUCCUUGUGGGGACCCUCACUGUCUUCAUGUGGACCAUCCACCUGCCUGUCGAGUCAUGCAGCAGCUCAGGCUGUAGAGACAACUCAGAAAUGCACUGGUGUGGAUAUGUGUAUAUGGAAACAUAGUUUUAAUGUACAGCAAGGAAGUAAUAAUCAGGGGAAGUACAUUUUAGUCACUCGCCAUCGGCAUCACGCAUACUUCUGUCCUAGAUUAUUAUAUUUUUCUUAAUGUAAGUAAAACAGUACAUAAAUAAUAUUAUACAUCACCACUAUGUGGAGCCUUGCUGAGGAAUAUGUGCUCUAACUGUAGAUUUUGAUUAAAGCUACAAAUGAAAACUCA